GUUGAGAAGGAGAAGGAGGAGAAGAAGAAGGAGAUCCCUGACAGAGGCUCUUGGAAAGGCAAAUUUGACUUCCUGCUCUCCUGCGUGGGAUAUGCCAUUGGUUUGGGCAAUGUCUGGCGCUUUCCUUAUCUCUGUGGCAAGAAUGGAGGAGGUGCCUUCCUGAUUCCAUAUUUCCUGACACUGAUAUUUGCUGGGAUUCCACUUUUCCUGCUGGAGACAGCGCUUGGACAGUACACCUCUGUUGGUGGCCUCGGGGUCUGGAAACUAGCACCCAUGUUUAAAGGAGUGGGCCUGGCCGCAGUGGUGCUCUCCUUCUGGCUGAACAUCUACUACAUUGUCAUCAUUGCCUGGGCACUCUAUUACCUCUUCAACUCUUUCACCGCAGACCUGCCCUGGGAGAACUGUGGAAAUACCUGGAACACGGACAGGUGCUUUUCCAACUACUCCCGGAAUGACACAUCCAACCUGACCAGCGCUGUGACCGAGUUCUGGGAGAGAAAUAUGCAUCAAAUCUCUGGAGGCCUGGGGGAGCCAGGUAAUGUCCGCUGGCCUUUGGCCGGCACGCUUGCAUUAGCCUGGGUUUUGGUCUAUUUCUCCAUCUGGAAAGGCGUCGAGUGGACUGGAAAGGUUGUGUACUUCUCAGCUACGUACCCUUACUUCAUGCUAUGUAUUCUCUUCUUCCGUGGAGUCACCUUGCCAGGAGCCAGAGAUGGAAUCCUUUUUUAUAUUACGCCAGAUUUCAGCAAGCUCUCUCAGUCUGAGGUCUGGAUGGAUGCAGCCACACAGAUCUUCUUUUCCUAUGGCCUUGGGCUGGGGUCGCUAAUUGCCUUGGGAAGCUACAACAGGUUUCAGAAUAACGUCUAUAGAGACUCCAUCAUCGUUUGUGGCAUAAAUUCCACAACAAGCAUUUUUGCGGGAUUUGUUAUUUUCUCCAUCGUUGGCUUCAUGGCUCGCAUCACCAAGAAAUCGAUAGCUGAGCUGGCAUCCUCAGGCCCUGGACUGGCUUUCCUCGCCUACCCUCAGGUGGUCACCGAACUGCCCAUGGCGCCUCUCUGGUCAGUUCUCUUUUUCUCAAUGUUAAUGAUGCUUGGACUUGACAGCCAGUUCUGCACUGUGGAAGGCUUCAUCACAGCACUGAUGGACGAGUAUCCGCACAUACUGAGAGCAAGGAAGAAAACCUUCAUUGCUGUGGUGUGUUUUAUCUCUUACCUCAUAGGAUUCUCCAACAUCACCCAGGGUGGCAUCUACGUCUUCAAGCUGUUUGAUUAUUACUCAGCCAGCGGCAUGUGCCUCCUCUUCCUGGUCUUCUUCGAGACGAUCUCCAUCUCCUGGUGCUACGGUGUGAAUAGAUUUUACAGUAACAUUGAAGAGAUGAUUGGCUAUAAGCCUUGUGGGUGGUGGAAGAUCUGCUGGGCCUUCUUCACGCCACUUGUUUGCUUGGGGGUUUUCUUCUUCAGUGUGAUUGAAAUGGCUCCCCUGAGGCUGGGGAAGUACGUUUAUCCUGCCUGGGGUCAAGGCAUUGGCUGGUUCAUGGCCCUGUCUUCCAUGAUCUUGAUCCCGGGAUACAUGUUGUACUUUUUCUGCACUGCGAAAGGAACGAUCCGAGAGCGAGAGAACAUGAUGCUCCAAAAGGCAAUGAGAACUAAGCGCGAUGAGUAUUUUCAGCUCCGGCAUAGCAAGCUGUAG
Varanus komodoensis (Komodo dragon) is the source of this 1686-nucleotide messenger RNA. RefSeq names its product sodium- and chloride-dependent GABA transporter 1-like. NCBI's taxonomy places the organism in Eukaryota, Metazoa, Chordata, Lepidosauria, Squamata, Varanidae. The record is from RefSeq and is a predicted model, not a curated record. Gene Ontology annotation, biological process: sodium ion transmembrane transport. The coding region runs from base 274 to 1686 and encodes 470 amino acids. The transcript has 14 exons. Gene Ontology annotation, cellular component: membrane.